AUGUACAUUAGCCAACACGGAAACUCAGGUAUUAAUCCACGAGAUGUCGUCAGCCUGGACUUGAUUGUUCCUCAGACGAUCAGCAAUAAGCAGAGUUUAGAAUGCGUUCAGACGUUGCUUAAAGCCGGUCUAGGGUGUAUCGCAUACUUGAGGGGUCUUCUACCGGCCGAGAACUUUAGUGAAUAUCGACUCUCGUCUCGAAACAAUGGACGAGCCUCCUCCUCUGGCUCUUUCUCUUCAGACGGCACUACCGGACUGAAUAUCAGCGGUUUCAAGUUGAUGACCCUCAACCGAGGUUUCACUAAUGAAGGGGAUCGUAUAAUUGACUACCUGGAGAACGGCAUAUUUGACGCCAUAGACAAGCAAUACCUUCGGAAAGUUAUAUUCGGCAUUUACUUGGACAGCAAAGAUCCCAACAACAUUGUGGAGGCUUACACCUUCAAUUUCCAUUACCACAAGCUGCCUGGAAGUCAUACUACCAUACCGAUCAUGACUCUUGGAGAUCAGUUAUCAAAAAUGUCUCUUGCGCGCCCAGACCCUGUUUCUGAGGCCCUCAAGAAAGGGCAGAUGCCGACUCUCGGGGAGGUUAAGAGGAGUGUUAAGGUGCAGCAAUCCUUACUUAUCUGGAAUCGUUUCUUGUUCUUCAACGAAGAUGCCCCAGAUGACUAUCAGCCCCCUCAUUUCCAGGCGGCAGAUGCUGAAGCUAACAAAUGGUUCUUUACUACCCAUGCGGCAAAUGAAGUACCAGAACGAACGAGUAUCGGCCAAGUGAGUGCAGGAUGGCAUGGCCUCGACAUGAAAGUGGUUUCAGUAUCAUCGUAUCUUCCUUCUAUAUCCGAAGACAACAAUGCGCCAUUCGCGGGUAUCACGUCUCACACAGCCCCGAGGUUGACUCCGGUUGAAGAGGCGAGAAUUAGAGUAGAGGACGCACAGUUGCAGAAGAAAGAUGCGUUAGAGCGCAAUAUUGUCUGGAGCGCAGAUGAAGACGAGGAUGCUGAGGGUGAAAUGGUAAUCGACGAAGGCAUUGUUUUGGCCAGGUUCGGUGGUGACGUAGUAAUUGCCCCCAUCGGUAUACGCAGCGAAGAUGGAGAGGUUCGACCACUCCCUCAAGUCAAUGUCACUUCGUCUCCCGCUCAUGUCCAAUAUGACGGUAUAUCGGAGUCGACCCCGGUACGCGUCGGAGACUUGAACAUUAGAAAGGCUGCUCGUGACAUCGAGGAAACGCAGCAGAUCCCAGCUACUCAGGAGAUUGUCAUGGGAUCGCCGAUACCCGCUCCUUCAUCGAAUAAGGCCCCGUCCUUGCCUGCUUCUGAUGUUGCCUCCUCCGCUUCGGCUAUCUCCACUCAAGAGGUUGAUACUCAGUACCUCCAGGAUCUACUUGGAAUGAGGAAUGUUGUAUCCACUGUGCCUGAUUCAGAGAUGUUGGAUAUGGAGACACAGGUGCUGGAAGCGUCUGGACCAUCCUGCAAUCCAGGUACGACUGGUCCGCAGAUCACUCGUCGUAGCAACCGUUCCAAGCGGAUGGAUGAAGGCCAACUUGACUGUGACUGUGGGGUAUCGGUGCGUACGCAGCGAAAUGGAAAGAAACACAAGCUAAUCUACCCUCAAAGAAGAUCGAUGAUGCUUCUCUGCUAUGUGACGGUGGUUGCAACCGUUGGUUCCACGUUUGGUACGCAUUUUUGUCUCUCGUAUCAUGGUGCACAAGACAAGCGUCUCCCUGCUCAAUUUAUUUGCUUUGAUUGUCGUCUCCGCGACUCCCACCUGUGGGACAUCAUCGCAGGGAAGAUUCAUGCUGAUAUCAUUGCCCGAUACAAAGACCUCGCCCUCUUCAGGAGGGCUAUCAAAAUUUAUGAGGUGUAUCAGCCAUCUUCGGCGUCGCUUUUCAAGGUGCAUGCUGGGUGUGAUACUGCACUGGUUGGUCAGCUUCUGACGAGGCUAGAAGAGGAAGGUUUUAUUGCGGUUGAAAGCAUAGUCUCUGAUGAGUUGGGUACUGGCGUUACCCGCUCCCACGCGAAAAAGGGCAAGAAAAACGUGAAAACUAAAAAGCAGAAGGAGCUUCAAAAAACCAAAUAUGUCUUCCUCUCCAAGGCGAAACGAUCCAAAGCCUACGCUGAUUAUUUCAACCCACUGACCGAGGUCGAGAAUCGCCUUAUGGGCCUAUCCGACACGGUAAGAGAUAUUAAUCAUCGUAUGUCACGUUGCUAA
Molecule: messenger RNA, 2205 nt
Organism: Suillus bovinus
Lineage: Eukaryota; Fungi; Basidiomycota; Agaricomycetes; Boletales; Suillaceae
Product: HORMA domain-containing protein
Exons: 15
Coding region: 1-2205 (734 amino acids)
Source: RefSeq, a predicted model, not a curated record